AUGGCUACAGGCCAGCGCAGACUAGAGAAUGCCUACCACCUGGGCUGCUGCUCCGAAUUGCAUUCCCUGCACAUUGUAUGCUCGGAGCACAGGGAAACAGCACUGCCUCAGCUUUCUGGGCUUCUCCCAUAUCCAAACCAUGGGGCAUCUGGGUGGUUCAGUACCUCAUCUGCCAACCUGAGGAUAAAUAACAGUACCCACCCGAAAGGGCUGAUUGCAGGACCAAGUGGCACAAUAAAAGUAAAGCCCUUAGCAGUCCCGGCGGCGCGCUCGGCCGCGGAGGAGGCUGCCCGGCCGGGGCAGCGGAGGCGCUGCGCUCCGCGAGGGGAGGCCGAGUGUGCCAAGCUGGCGCCCGGCGGGGCCAUGGUGGCCGGCUCCCGAGGCCUCCUGGCGCUCCUGUUUGUGGUCUCCGCCCCGCGCCGGCUGCAGGCGGGCGAGCUGGGUGAUGGCUGUGGGCACAUAGUGACCUAUCAGGACAGUGGCACCAUGACGUCCAAGAAUUACCCAGGGACUUACCCCAAUCACACGGUGUGUGAAAAGACCAUCAGAGUACCAAAAGGGAAGAAACUGAUCCUGAGGCUAGGAGAUGUGGAUAUUGAAUCCCAGACCUGUGCUUCUGACUACCUUCUCUUCACCACCAAUUCUGAUCAAUAUGGACCAUAUUGUGGAAGUUUGCCUGUCCCCAAAGAACUCCUAUUGAACACGAACGAAGUCACUGUUCGCUUUGAGAGUGGAUCCCACAUUUCGGGGCGGGGAUUUUUGCUGACCUAUGCCAGCAGUGACCAUCCAGAUUUGAUAACGUGUUUGGAACGCGCUAACCAUUACUUGAACACAGAAUACAGCAAAUUCUGCCCAGCUGGUUGUCGAGACAUUGCAGGAGACAUUUCUGGGAAUCUGGUGGAUGGAUACAGAGAUCCAAGGACAUGCCCGUUCACAUCACAGAGUAACAACAUCACGUCUGGGACCAGGAAAGCCAGCAGCCCUGCACUUCUGUAUUAGUCCGUCCUUCCUCGCACCCCCAGUUUCUUCUACAGAACAAGACUCUCCAUUGUAUAUGUUGUUCCCAGAGAAAAAAUACAUUCUUAAGAAGUCGUUUGUCUAAAGUAUAUAUCCUGUCUCCACAUCAUUUCUUACUAUUUACAGAUCUUAAUCCUGGAAAUUUGGUAUCCGGUUUUUGAAUAUUAACAUUGCUACUUAAACUAGUUGAGUUUCUAGCAUAAGAGAAUUGGCUUGAGUUAUUAGAAAUGUGAAAAUCUGUGUAGUGAUGGAACUUUUCUAAGAAUUAUUGACGUGUCUUCAUGCAUCAAAGAAAACAUACAUAUUCCAGAAGAUGGAUAAUUUCAUCUCCAGUAGGCGGGAAACAGACCUGGCUUUAAUUUUUGCUUUUAAUAGAUCCUGAUUCUGGAAGUAGCGUACUUUGCUAUUUUGCUCUGUUUUCUUUAUCAUGUAUUGUCUUUAUUUGCAAGACUGACAUAGGAUAUGCAUUUGGCCUAUAAAUUGUUUGAAUCUUAAAAUGAUUUCUCAUACCUCAAUUUGAGCUAUACUAGAGGCUAUUUCUAAAUGACUUCAGAAAAUUAAGGGAAAUAAACAGUUGAAGUGUACUUUUCUCUCAGCAA
This is a messenger RNA of Mustela lutreola (European mink), 1616 nucleotides long. Its product is annotated as discoidin, CUB and LCCL domain-containing protein 1-like. The transcript has 2 exons. NCBI's taxonomy places the organism in Eukaryota, Metazoa, Chordata, Mammalia, Carnivora, Mustelidae. Bases 1 to 999 code for a protein of 332 amino acids. The record is from RefSeq and is a predicted model, not a curated record.